CCCACCAUCCUCUCUUCUCUUGUGUCCCUAUCUCUGUCUUUCAUUUUCUAGUCCCUCCAGAAUUCUUCUGCUGGAAUAUAAUAUGAUAUGAUUUAUUUCUCUCCAAAUACAAAUCUAACCAUUAGACCUAAAAUAUGCUCAUAUACAAUUUCACUUCUUAAUGUGUUUUUUUUCUUUGUAUUUUAUUAUAUAUUUACCCUGCGUUUUUCUUAAUGGCUGCUGAAAAUACAAAUUUUCAAGAAAAUGAUGAUGAAUACAAUGGAGCAAUUAGCAGACAAGAGGUUCAAGCUGCCAUUGCUAAAGCUGUAGAGCUUAGAGCUAUUCAUGCUUCUUUAUUACAGGGGAUUAAUAAUACUAAUAGCCCUGCUAAUCAUAUCAAGUUUCCUUCUUCUUCUUCUUCAUCCCCUGCUAACCUCUUCUCUGCCCAAGAUUAUCCUAUUUUUACACCAAGUUAUGAAGAUGCUCCAUUAUCUGGAUCCAAACAACUACAGCUAGUCGAUCGAGACAACGCUGACCUUUGGGAUGAUUAUAGCCUAGGAGGAGUAGGAAAUUGUGAUGAAGCUAGUCUGUCGAAUUACAGAAAGGCGAAUUCCUCCUUAAGAAAAGGAAUUUCACCCAAUUUUAUCAAUUCAGAAUCCCAUAACUGUCCACCUGAUGAUCAGAGAUCGGUCACCGGCUCUUGUACUGGUCAAAUCACUCUGCUUAGAACAUCUCCUGGUGGCGAUUACUCUAACUCUAGAAGAAGCUCUUUGGGAGACUUGAGAUCACUUUCAUCUUACCAUAGAUGUAAACCUUCUAUCGUAAAUACCGAGACAGAUGGAGCUAGCAAGAGUGGGAAGAGCUCUAAUGUAGUCGUUCCAUUGACAAAUUCGCACUCUUUAAAUCAAUUGCAGCCAAAGAGUAAAGGGAUGAACUUGUCAUGGUUGUUCCCUAAGUUAAAGAAGAAAAACAAGAAUGAAAAUUCACCAUACCAGGAUGUCGGAGUGGUAUCUGUUGAAACGUUGAAGAAAGAGCUCACGGAAGCAAAUGAGAGAAGAGAGGCAGCCCUGAUGGAAGUCGCGGAAAUGAAGUCUUCUUUAGGAGAGCUAAAGAAAAAAUUGGAGUACUUAGAAACUUAUUGUGAGGAGCUCAAGAAAGCCUUGAGACAAGCAAUACAAGCAAAAGAUUCCCAAGUAUCCAACAUGCUUAUAGAUCUUCCGAGAAGGGGGAAAUCAACGGAUGGGGAUGGAGAAAACGUGAUUCCUGUUAGUGAAGAGGUAAUGGUUGAAGGAUUCUUGCAGAUAGUAUCGGAAUCAAGAUUAUCAGUGAAGCAAUUCUGUAAGACUCUUAUUGCACAAGUUGAAGAGACAGAAAAUUCUUUAACUGAUAACUUAAACCUUCUUCUACAACCUUACAAGCUUUCCCUUAACUCGAAACACUCAAAGGCGGUCCUAUACCAUGUGGAAGCCAUCAUAAAUCAAUCACUCUUCCAAGAUUUCGAGAAUGUUGUGUUUCAAAAGAAUGGGGCUCCAAAACAAUUGGACCCUCAACAAGAUUGCCACGAUCAAUUCUCUUCGUUUGUCUCGUUGAGAAACCUAAGCUGGAAUGAAGUAUUAAGAAAGGGGACUAAGUACUAUAGUGAAGAUUUCAGCAAAUUUUGUGAUCAGAAAAUGUGUUGCAUCAUCACAUCACUUAACUGGAGAAGGCCAUGGCCAGAACAACUGCUGCAGGCAUUUUUUGUGGCUGCUAAGUGCAUUUGGUUGCUGCAUUUGCUCGCGUUUUCGUUCGAUCCUCCACUUGGGAUUCUCAGGGUUGAAGAGAAUACAAGUUUUGAUAAGAAUUACAUGGAGGACAUAUUUGGAGAUAGGCAAAAAUCACAAGGUAAGGUUAAGAUCAUGGUAGUGCCUGGUUUCUAUGUGCGUGAUAGAGUACAUAGGUGUAAGGUAAUUUGCAGGUACAAAUCUGCAGCCUAAUUACUAAUAUAGUUACGAUCUCUUUCUCAAUUAUUUUUUACCUAACAUUUAAUGUUGAUAGGCCUAUGCUAAUCAUUUGCUUCAACGGGUAGUUUGGUAGAUGACUUUGUGUAUUAUUAGUACCUUAUUUAGUA
Messenger RNA from Solanum dulcamara, 2086 nucleotides. Its product is annotated as IRK-interacting protein-like. The record is from RefSeq and is a predicted model, not a curated record. Lineage: Eukaryota; Viridiplantae; Streptophyta; Magnoliopsida; Solanales; Solanaceae. Bases 213 to 1952 code for a protein of 579 amino acids. The transcript is spliced from 2 exons.